This is a messenger RNA of Pocillopora meandrina, 4035 nucleotides long. Lineage: Eukaryota; Metazoa; Cnidaria; Anthozoa; Scleractinia; Pocilloporidae. The record is from the annotation of a GenBank genome assembly.
AUGGCUGCUAAGUUCUGUUCGCAGAAGUUGGAAGAAUAUAAAAACCUUGUCGUUUAUCAUGGCGCAUUCAUGACAACAAUUUGUAUUUUAAAUGUAACAUUUUCCAUUGUGACAGUUAUCGCGAACAUCUUUGUUAUCCGUGCCUUGUGGAAAGCUUCGUCGAUUCCUGGCAAUUUAAGGAGAUUAUUCAUGAGUCUCGCUGUCUCUGAUCUCUGUGUUGCUUUGAUUCCUCAACUCACAUUUGGUAUUGUCGUGGCAGUGAUGUUAAAGAGGUCAGGAAGUGGAAACUACGACUUCGGCUUCUUCUGCCCGACAAUUUUAUCCAUUCGACACUUCUUUAUCGUUCUUCUCAUUGCUGCAUCUUUCUUCACCGUAACAGCCAUUGCUACAGACAGACUUCUAGCCAUUUGUCUCCAUCUCCGAUAUCAAGAACUGGUCACGUCAACACGAGUUUCCAUUGCCUUAAUUUGCUUGUGGUUUUCAAGUGGCAUCGCUGCCUCUAUAUUUGUUGCAUUUCCGGGGAAAGGAAUCAUCCUGAUUGUGAUUGCAUUUGUUGGAUUUACCAUAACAACUAUAGCUUACUGUCGUAUUUACAAAGUUGUACGGUAUCACCGUAUCCAAAUAUAUGCUUGCCAAAACAGACCAGCAGACGCCACUCGUGGUAGUCAUGUUACAAUGGUGACCUUUCUUCGAGAGGCAAAAUCUACCAUUAAUUCUUUCUUUGUUUAUGUUAUUUUUGUCGUGUGUUACGUUCCCUAUUUAUGCACUAUAUUUAUGUUGAUCACAGACAGAUUUCGACUUUCGUUUUUGGUAGCUAAUUAUACAUCCUUUUUCUUGAUGCUUUUAAACUCUUUUUUAAACCCUCUUGUUUAUUGCUGGAGAUAUCGCGAAGUCCGUCAAAUUGUAAUAGGGAUGGUAAAGAAGAUGUUUUGCCGCUAACCAACAUAGCACCAAGAAAAGUUAUUAUUCAACUCACUUUUACAAACAUAUGUAAUAUACUUCUCAAAAUGGUUAAUUGAAGUUUCUAAUCGUUCGCGGUGAUGAACAGCAAGCUGGUGAUCCUGUUGCCCUCCAAAAAUAACAAAAAUAUAUGAAGGAUACGCAAAGUUGAAAAGAAUGGCAGUUAUUUGUUUUUUCUUUGUCACAAUGAGUAAUUAAAUGUAAGAGGUUACAAACCACAGUUUAUGAUCACUUGGUAAAAUAUUUGUUCAUUCACAUUAUCGUAUGAAACCUCAGUAUUAUAUAGAAUUUAAAAUUGGUGACGUGUUUUUAAAUAAAUAAGAAGUCUAAUUGUAGUUUAAUUAUCUGUUUCCAAGCUGUUCCAGUUUUUCUUGAAUCUGACUAGAAAAGUGUGUCCCCUUUUGUCGAGUGUUGAAACAUAGCUAGGCAAUAGGGACUUAGUUUACUGAAACAUAUGAUUCUAACGUGAACAUCAAAGUUAAGUUGAAGUAAAGAUUUCAGGUAUCAGUAGCCUCUUAGAUAAAGAUCUUAAGCUUCUUGAUGGUCUGUGGUGUUACAACAUUUCUGUUAUGUAAAAAAAAAAAUGCGAAUCCAUAUCAGGGUAAUGAGUUCCAGCCAGAGAAAAUAACGUUCCUUAAUUUUCCUCAUCUUUAGAAAGGCUUUCAAGAUAACCCAAAAUGUUAGACUGAUGGCUGCCAAGUUUUGCAUAUGCCAGUUAUGUGCAUUGCUUUUAUCUACUUGUUUUCCGCUUCAACCACAAGGAUGUUUCUACGGCCAAAAUUUUGCGCUGCAAACGCUCAGCUGAAAGUGAAGAGAGACCAAAGAAAAACAAAUAAAUCUGAAAUACCUCGUUUAUCAUAAUUUUGAGGUUUUCUAUGAUUUAAAGUCGAGGGUGAAAUGUUUCUUGCCCCGAACACCAUGAUUUGCAAAAUAUGCAAAGCUUAAGUAACCAUCGAUUGAAUCAACCAUUUGCGUCAAAGGCAUUGAUAAUGAAUUGACAGUACUUGAUUAGAUCCGAACACAAGCUGUGCGUUUGGCUAUUAUUUCAAAGUAAGUUGAAAGCUUUUUGCGGGUAUAUCUAAUUCUUUUGGGCCGCGAACAGAAUGCACUCAUCCACGAGAACCAUGGAUUAAUUAACGAUGUGCACACUUACGAUUAUUUACCGGGUAUUUUCAGAUCAACUAAGAUCAACUUCUACUUUGCCUCAAGCCUUGUUAAAACAUUAAUGAAAGGAUUUCUGAUCCGGAAAAUGUGCCUUAACGACGUAUAAUUGUGGCCAGCGUGACAUCGGCUAUCGUGAUAACAAACUUUGCCCGAUCGCUUCUGAAUUGAUAAAAACUACUCCAUCUUGUUCGAAUUUGGCAGCUACUCGAAGCCAGUUAUUUUCCAUCCUUCUCCGCGGAUUUCUGGAAGUGUGAAAUACGAAAAGUCCCGGAGUUUAGUGCGGGGUGUUAGCAUCAAUUUUUUUUCGCUGAUGUUUUCUUUCUCGCGCGUCAGACUUUGCCAAAAAGGAAGGCUGUUCGUGAUCUACAUAUUGAAGGGAAGUAUAACUUUAAUUGAUACAUGCGAUAUUUAUGUCAUCGCCAAAAUUUGCAUACUAUAGCGUGUUAAAAUUGCUGUAUUAGGUAAUGAAUUCAGAACUGUUCAAGUUUUCAAGACAGCUUUGAGUUUUAUUUACCAGCGUCCUUACAACACACUCACGAUCAUGAACCCAAUGACAGUCAGAAAUCAUACAUCUAGGACAUUUGUUGAACUAAGAUCUCCAGUGGCUUAAAUUUGUUUGAUUCUCUGCGAAACUAAAACAUAUAGUUUUGGAUUUGAUAACCUGCCAAGUUAGUAAAACGCUGGUUUGAUGCAGUCGAAAGUGAAAUUAUCAUAAAAUAAAAAUAGAGUUCAGGGCAAGAAAACGGUCAUUGCUGUCCCGAUCCAUAUCUCAAAUACUUGUAUUUUCCAUGACCGAUCAUUUACAGUUGUGAACUUCCUCUAAGCAUAACAGACGUUCUUCCUCCCACCUGCAAGCUGGACACAUGUGUACGAUUGUCAUUGUCAUUGUCACCCAGUGGAUGGAAACAAAUACUGGAUGAUAUUAAAUUUUUAAUCACUUGCUGUAGGACAAGAAGAAGUAUAUAUUAAAUUUGUUUGUUUGUUUUCUUUUUACGAAAUUUUCGUUUCGUAUUCACUAUCAUCAUGGCUGCCGAGUUCUGCAUUCAGAAAGUGGAAGAAUACAGAAAGCUCAUUCGUCAUAAUGAGACAUUCAUGUUGGUUUUUUGUGUUUUAAACUUAAUAUUUCCACUUGUGGCAGUUCUUGGGAAUCUCCUUGUUAUCCGUGCCUUGUGGAAAUCAUCGUCGAUUCCAGCUAAAUUAAGAAAGUUAUUCUUGAGUCUCGCUGUCUCUGAUCUCGCUGUUGGUUUGCUGGCUCAAUUAAUGUUCGGUGUAAUUAACGCUGUUAUGUUAAAGAUGGCGGAAGAUGGAAAUUAUGACAUCAGUUUCCUCUGUCCAACGAUUUCAAACGCACGUUUUUUCUGGUUACUUUUCCUAACUUCUGCGUCGUUUUUGACAAUAUCCGGCAUUGCAGUGGAUAGACUUCUCGCCAUUUCUCUCCAUCUCCGAUAUCAGGAGCUAGUAACUUCAAGAAAGAUUGUUUUGGCUUUGGCCACGUCAUGGUUGGCUAGUGCUGUCACGGCUUCUACAUUUGUCGUCCUUCCUGAAAAGAAUACUCUUGUUGUCAUCGUUGUAGGUUUUGUUGGAUUUGUCGUAACAACAGCGGCGUACAUACGCAUUUAUAAAGUUGUGAGGUAUCACCGGGCUCAAUUGCAGGCUCAGAGAGGAAGGUCAGAAGUUAAUUCAAUAGCCUUUCUCCGAGAGGGAAAGUCGGCCCUGAAUACUUUAUACGUCUAUAUAGUUUACUUCGUUUGUUAUUUCCCCUAUUUGUGUACUUUAGCCAUUUUGACAACAGAUAAUCUCAAUAUGUCAUUUAUACUCGCGAACCAUGUUUCGUUUUUCUUGACUCUUCUGAACUCUUCAUUAAACCCUUUGGUUUACUGCUGGCGAUAUCGGGAGAUUCGGGAAAGUGUU